AUGAACCGGAUCGAACGGAUCCUCGUCGCAGAAGAGACCACGCCCGCGCCGCAUAAGCUGCAUUUUGUGUACGUGAACGUGGUGCUGUUGCCCAAGACCAAGCAGCCGUCGGACGCCACCACCAUGGCCCUCGUCAUGCUGUAUGUGCAACUCCAUGGAUCGUCCAAGAGUUGGCGCUGGUGA
Messenger RNA from Aphanomyces invadans, 183 nucleotides. RefSeq lists its product as hypothetical. Lineage: Eukaryota; Oomycota; Saprolegniomycetes; Saprolegniales; Verrucalvaceae. The record is from RefSeq and is a predicted model, not a curated record. The transcript has a single exon. Bases 1 to 183 code for a protein of 60 amino acids.